This is a messenger RNA of Lymnaea stagnalis (great pond snail), 3172 nucleotides long. NCBI's taxonomy places the organism in Eukaryota, Metazoa, Mollusca, Gastropoda, Lymnaeidae. The record is from the annotation of a GenBank genome assembly.
GUUUCCUUGUCAUAAAUCUGUGAAACAAACUCCCUGAUACUGCAUAGAACAUAGCCACUUGAAAUCAACCGCUGAGGUAAGUGGGAUGAAAGUAGCUGGGUUGUAAACAAGGGUUGGUAUUGGGACAGGAUGGUGCGGCAUUGUGGCCCUUGGAUGACCGCAACGUGCUUUGGGAAUCUUGAAAUUGAAUUGAAAAUUUAAAACCCUCGUUCAGUGUGCCUUUAAACCGUAGUAGGCAAAUAAUUGUAAGUAGUAUCUGACGUGCUCAUGAAAUUUGCUCUAAGACUGAAGAGUUCACUGAACCAAAUGGAGGGAAGUUAUUCCAAAGCCAUUAAUUCGUAAGUUUUUUUUUUAAAGAUUAACUUUAUGAUGAGUUAGCCUUGAAACCAUACAGAAAUAUGUAGACACCAAUCUGACGUUUGAAGAUAAGAACAAAUGAAUUCAGUCCUUUUGUUAAGACACCGUGGUCUAUUUUUCUUUUUAAAAUUCAAAAUUAUAUAGCAGAAUUGUAUUUCAGUUAUUUAGCGAUGCUGAAAUUUCAUAAAAAAUGUUACUUCAUCCGUGACUGACAAUCAGGACUUGUAUAGCUUUACUUCUCAUUCGUAGAUUAUUUCUGUAUUUUCGAUGAUUUUUUCCGUCAUUUACAGUUCAUUUAAGACUAGUUUUCUGUAACGCGUUUUUUUGCAGAAAAAUUCAUCAUGUUUUACAUCGUUGCUGUACUGAUGGCAUCUCUAGCUGUGGGAGUAUCAGCACAAGGAAGCACUAAGAAUGACACAUGUUACAGAUAUGAUGUAGAUGGAUGCAGCAUUCCAUUCCAGCUGCCAUUUUUCUUCAAAGAUUUGUUCACUCACUCUUGUGCCCGCCACGAUAUCUGCUACCACUGUGUGGGUAUUUGUAUGUAAGAGGGGUGGACCGCUCGUUUUCUAGAGGGUGUAUUCUGCUAUCACUGUGUUGGUAUUUGUAUGUCAGAGGGUGGGCUGUAUAGAGGAUGUAUUCUGCUACCACUGUGUGGGUAUUUGUAUGUCAGAGAGGCGAGGGGACCCAUGGGGCCACCCAUUAAUAACGUCAUAAUUUUUAUUUUAAAAAUGGGGGGGGGGGGUUGGUGAAUUUGUAACGACGUUAGCCGAGAGUAUCUACAUUUUAAUAGAAAUUUGUGGGAUGGGGGAGGGUUAAAAAUUUCAAUCAUAAUACCGUGGCUCCGUUUACUGUGUGGGUAUUUGUAUGUCAGAGAGGCGAGGGGACCCAUGGGGCCACCCAUUAAUAACGUCAUAAUUUUUAUUUUAAAAAUGGGGGGGGGGGGGUUGGUGAAUUUGUAACGACGUUAGCCGAGAGUAUCUACAUUUUAAUAGAAAUUUGUGGGAUGGGGGGGGGUUAAAAAUUUCAAUCAUAAUACCGUGGCUCCGUUUUCGGGGGUCCCCUAUGAGUUGAUCACUGGUAGAUAAAGGAAUCUUUUAAAGGAAUAAUAUGUAAUGGUAGGGGAGGAUACAAAGAUGGCAACUGGGCUUUUUUCAAUUGCCUUGUAGGAAGUGAUGUAACACACAUAAAGUAUCAUCCUGAGUUGUAGUCGUUUCACUAUCAAUAAAUGUCCAAAGGAUCUAAGUUUAAGUGUGGGAUGUUGUUUUGUUCAAUUCCCUAUGUUGGAGAACCCACCACGUUAAUUAUCAUGAUUAUUAUUUUUUUAAAUCUCUAGAGGCCCCUUCACCCACCUAAAAAAAGGAGAACAUCAAAAAAAGAAAACGUUUUGUGGUCCUCAAACGGUUCACUCUUUGUGGGAGACGGGAACAUGACAUUUAGGAACUUCUGAUGAAACCUCAUCAACUGACAGAUGUUGAUUUUGUUAACGUUUGUUUACAAUGAAAUGAUGGGCAAUCUCAAGAGGCAGACAGAUUCUACGGGAAAAUAUUCUACAACCAAUAACACACUGCUUAUUGAGAAUGAUCUUUUCGAGUUUUCCUUACUAUCUGCAGCGGUAGAUUUGAUGAACACAUUUUAGUACAUAUGUAUAUACAACACCAGCUGUGUCAGGUUGUAAUCUUGUCCCGCUUUUGUGUUUCAGGGUGUGUCUUACCUUAUUGGGAGAGCAACUUGCGAUCUGAGCUUCAGAAACGACACCACAACAUCCUGUAAAAAGCGCUAUAUUAACACCGUUCUGUAUUAUCUGCCCGGUGUCGCCCAGCCUCCAUAUGCCCACAACAGACAGAGGCUGGCUGAAGUUGUUGACAACCAUAAAGGUGAACUCGUAUUGCUUCUCGAGGAGGAGCUGCGAGCGUUUAAACCCAGCCAAUCAAACCCCGGUGUGUCAGUGUAUUUUAUAUUUUUUAACAUUCCACGCACAACGAGAGUCUUGAUCAAGUGGAUUGAGUUGAUGAAAGAUGAUUUAUCCAACAUUACGAAGGUUGGUGAAAGAGCCACUAUAAGCGAAAGCGAUGAUUUAAAGAAUGUUGAAGGUAUCGCCGAAAAGAUCAUUUGCAAAACCAUCUAUGCAGCAACUUCUUUGUUUGGGAUCCGCCUCGACUGCGAAGAUAUUAGAUACAUGGCGUGUCAUUUCUUCUCAGAGGUCUACUAUCUGGGCGUGCAUGUCUUCGGUGGACCCCACUACCUCAAAGCCCCUGAAUUCUACUGCAAGGAGGACUUUGUCCCUAAAUGCCUUCCAGGCUCUCCACUUUGAUUACAAUGGCAAAGCCAAAGUUUACACUGUUGGAUUGAAUUUUUUAAAAUAAAUUUUACUGUCAUAUAUCAGGGGCAACAGGAUCCUUGAAAGGAAAAUUUGCGCCCAAGGAAAAAACCUGAAAAUCCGGUGUCGCCCCUUCGAUUUCAUUAAUAAAUAAUGCCCCACAUCUAUAUACAUAUAUAUUUUAACUGCUUUCGUUUAAAAAAUUUGGUUCCCACCUAAUGUGUCCAUGGAAGCAUUUGUAUCUUCUUCAAACCCUCCUCCCCCCUCCCCCCCCCAUUUUUUUCACAGGGUCGUUGUUAUUGUCCUGUCUUUCUGUUUCAAGCUUUCACAUACCUUGUUCUGCUAUUUCCCUGAGGACUUGGCGACACAUGUACAUAGGUGAUAUAUUAUUUAUAAAUAUUCGUUUUAAUUUCGAGCUUCAAUUUAGUUUUAAAGUUGUAUAAUUCAGCUCAAAUUGUUAUAUAUGUAUCGAAGAAUAUUUAAUAAAAGCUAUUUACU